Messenger RNA from Monosiga brevicollis MX1, 3242 nucleotides. RefSeq lists its product as uncharacterized. Lineage: Eukaryota; Choanoflagellata; Craspedida; Salpingoecidae. Gene Ontology annotation, cellular component: cytoplasm. The coding region runs from base 1 to 3036 and encodes 1011 amino acids. The record is from RefSeq and is a predicted model, not a curated record. The transcript is spliced from 15 exons. Gene Ontology annotation, molecular function: phosphatase regulator activity; protein binding; enzyme inhibitor activity.
AUGCAAAAAGCGCGCGAGCGAGUCGUCCCGUCGUUGUCGUCGUCGUUGUUGUUGGCUGGAGCUGUCUGUGUGUGCUCCCUCCCUCACGGCCUCGCACUCACUGGUUCGUGGAGGAUCGGUUCGGCUCGGGCUCAGGCUCAGGCUCAGGCUCAGGCUCAGGCUCAGGCUCAGGCUCAGGCUCAGGCUCAGGCUCAGGCUCAGGCUCAGGCUCAGGCUCAGGCUCAGGCUCAGGCUCAGGCUCAGGCUCAGGCUCAGGCUCAGGUUCAGGUGCGCGCUCGACAGGAGCGCCGCCGCCAGCUGGAGCGCUGGCGAGAGCGACAGACAGCGGGGUUUGCCGUGCCUGAGCCGUCGGGGACAAAGCAAUCUGAUGACACGGAUCACGUUCAUUUUGACGUGGAUGUGAUGCUUUUAUCUGCGGCCGCUCAACAUGAUCUUCCCGAGGUUCAGCGCCUUCUCUUGCAGCCAAGCGUCAAUGUCAACGCCGGCAAUACGGAUGGUCUCACGGCCCUGCACCAGGCUGCCCUUGAUGGCCACGUGGCCAUGGGCCAGGCCCUAUUGGAAGCGCAUGCCGAUCCCAAUGUAGUUGACAACGAGGUGCGCUGCGCUUGCACAGUCCGCGCUCCGGACAUGCGCCACAACUCAACAAGUCCCACCCCAUUCAAUAGCACUGGACACCGCUGCACGCUGCUGCUGCCCAAGGCCACACAGAAAUGGUUGUUGGUGAAGCACGGCGCCGAUUUAAUGGCAGUCAAUGUCGAUGACCAAUUACCAAUAGACCUGGCCCGCGAUAUAGCCAACCGUGAAGAUCCUCCCGAAUGCGACGACCCAGAGGCACUCGCUGAUGCCCUAUCCGAUCUUCUGGGCUCUUUUAUGACCGCACAAGGUCUCGACGCGGCCGCUGCUGAAGCUCGUCGUUUUCAGAGUCGGCGUCAGAUGGAGGCAAUCGUGGCCAGUAUUGAGGCAGGCCAAUCGGAUGUCAAUGCCCCAGUCACGGCCGAUCACGCCACGGCACUGCACAUUGUGGCCGCACACGGCUGGGCCGACUUGGUGGAUCGACUCUUGACCCUAGGCGCGUCUGCCAAUCAGCCAGACGACGAUGGCUACACCCCCAUGCAUGCUGCCGUCGCCUUUAGCCAGAUUGAAAUCGUUCUAGCCCUUGUGGAUGGUGGCGGGCAGGUUGAUGUGCAGACAAAUAAUGGCCUUACACUGGCCGACCUGGUUCACCCAGACGACGACACCAUGCGGAAAUUGGUUCCGCUUUUGCCACAACGCGUACUUGAUAGACAGAAUAGUUUGCGCCGCGCUCGCGCCAAGGCACAGCCGCAGUCUGCGGCAAGUUUAGCGGGCAGUGCUGCCGAAGGUUCCGUUGAGCCGUCUUCGUUGUCCGACAAUGACUUAUUGUCUUUAGAGGGACUUGAUACUGCUGGCCCCAAUAUCGAGUCGGACCAUGUCAUUACCCCACCUCCGCUGGCUGACGCUUCGCCCGAGGAUUCGUCCACCCACACCCCGGAUACAAGUCCUCCCAGUGGUGACGAACACCACACCGUCAUGUUAGAGCGUGGCUCCAUUAGCUCUUUUACCCCACCAAGCUCUGGCGUCGAGGAUGCCAGCCCCAUGACUCGCCGUCUCUCCAGCGUGCGUGCUCGCAAGCAGCUUUCUCGGUUGCCAGAGGACCUCCAGAAAACGCUGGCAGAUGAAUCACCCGAAGUUGUUCGGCGCUCCAGCAUUACACGGAGCAUGGGCAGCAGCAAGCGUGAGGCCGCCACCCGGGACCGUCAGCAGGAGCGCAUUGCCAUUUUCAGUGGGAGCACCUCUGUCCUGAACCCAGCGCCUCGUCUCAGCUUUGAUCUCACCCAUGAGGAUGUGGGUGAAGAGGCAACUGUCAGCGAGAUGCUGCCCGUUGAAUUCGAGACGCCUUUGGACGCGGCUGAACCCGUUGUUUUUGAGCCUUCGUUCAAGGAUGAUGCACCGCCAGAUCUGGACAGCACAAUUGUGCCCGGCGAGCUGGCAGUGGUGGACAAUGGCUCCGAUGACCCUCUAUUGACAUCUUUGACGACUCGCUUAAACCAAGCUUUGGACCGCGUCCAGCAUCAUGCGGAGCAGGCCAUGGAGCACGCUGUACGAGCACGGGCGGCCCGCGAUGAAGUCAAGGAGCUCUGGCGCUUGCUGCAGGUCACUGUACCAAAUCACACGAUUCCACACCCUUUUCGGUCUCGCUCCAAGAGCCCAAAGACCCGGUCCAAGCAUGGCAUGCGCUCCAAGAGCCCCAAACCUGGACGCAAGCCCGUGUGCCGCCCUCGAAGUGAUCACGGGCGUGAAAGUCGGGGCUCGACUGGCUCCAUGGAGCGGAGUAAAUCGGCUGGUGCGCGGGGUCACCACCAUCGAGUCCCAACGAGAAGCAGCGACAGCAAGCUCCGACCCACGAGCUCAGGUGGGGCUCUUACUGAUGGGCGUCACGAACUGGACAAGGAUGCUCACCAUGCCGCGCGCCGAGUUGUGCAUAGGAGCAUUCAGAUGUGCCGUAGAGAUGAGGUCAAGCUGACAGACUUGCGAGUCAAGUUUUUGUUUUGCUUCAAUUCAAAAGGGAAAAAGAAAAGAGAGGUCGGAUUGACGCACAAACGUCACGGCAAAGACACGGCGACUCCAGCUAACAGUCGCAACGGGACCUGUUUGUCAAGCUUGAAAACAAGAGAAAUCAACAACUUUGUGGGACGACACGCCGAGUCGCUCACUCGGGGUGGGCGGAAACUCAAGCAUGCUGAACAAAAGACUCUGGGGGAGUCACGACACGAUUCCAACUCUCGUGUCAACCCCAAUGGGACGUGGAGAAACGCGCAAAAGAUAAGAGCGUUGGCCACAACAAAAGAAGGGAGCGAAGAAAAAGAAGGCGAAAAGCUGACGGAGAAGCAACGGGGGGCAGUUCAACGGGGAAACCCAAACGGGCACAGAAAAAGAGACGAGGUUGAAGGCAGCAGGCUAAAGCUGCUUCGACCAACACGGGACAGGGACGUUUGUGUAAGCAAAGCACAGAGCUAACAGGACCGAAAAAGAGUUACGAAAAGAAAAGAAAAAAAAAAACGGUAAGGAAAAACAAAAGGUUGCAGAGCGGUGCUUGGGGCACAUGUCCUCGCUAUAGGUGUUGCUUGGCAGCCUACGGGCCGCGCGAUGCGCUGGCAGCCCACAAGGAUAAAAAAGCACCACUGCGGUGGCGUUCAUUGCGCUUAGACAAGUUCAGUCUCCGG